AGCUCCAGCCGCCACCACGCCACGCACCAGACGAUCCACACUCAGCCGCAGGAGGCCGCGGAGCGCGCUGCUGGUUCCGGAACGACCCUAGCCCAGCCAGCUACCAGUCGAGAGGGAGAGCACAAGGUGCCAGCAACGCAGUCUGUGACAUCAAGACUUUGGACUACCGCAAGUGUUCAAGUCGCUGUCAUAGUGUCAACAACAGGUGUCGAGUUUUCAAGCACAGCAAUACCCUCUAAGAGCGCCUGGGUUAGCUAGUGACUGAGCACGGAUGGACCGGUACUACACGUGAUGAGAGUCAACGGCCAACGAGGAUAGUUCUUAAAGAGACUCAGUGAAGUUUCCAAAGCUGCGGGGUGCCUCAGAGCAAUUUAAGUACUUUGGGCUCAGCAGAAGUGCUAAAGACAAAGGUGCUGACCUACCAAUCUACAGUUCAUCUACGACAAGUGACUACCUACGCCAACGCCUACACGUUACAUUUCGCAUCCGAAUUCGGCUCACUUGGCAGCAAAAUUGCGGUGAACAAAUAGGCGACGGCAAACAGAAAGACUCUCCGCCUGCGGGAAGUGGGUCGCAGAGUACGAGCAGCGACGUCGCAGCGGGCGAGACCCACCGGUGACGAUUGACAGCACUGUUACACGGACUACGCGCUCCCGAGCCACCGACCAGCAAACUUUUUGAGUGGAAGUGUGACCGAGCCGGUAAAAGCCUGCGGACAGUCGAAAAGUGUGUGUGCGUACACAAACGUAGUGUUCUGCUCAAGCGGAAAAGUGACAAUCACAGGACAUGUGUCACCACAGGUUCUAACCCGAUCAUCACAGCGCCCGUUUUCUGUUCGCAGCCAGCCUUCACGUGGAUAUUACAAACAAGAUGCUCCGCUGGCCGCUGUUGGUGGCCUGCUGCGGCCUCCUGCUGCAGGCGCGGCCGUGCGUCGCGCAGUGCCCGUGGUCAGCCCAGCAGUUCGCAGACCUGUCGUCGGGCUGCGUGUGCGCCUUCAACUCGGCGCAGGAGCUGUCGGUGCAGUGCGACGGCGUGGACUGGGCGCGGCUGGUGCGAGCGCUGUCGCGCCUCGGCGCGCAGCCGCUGGACCUGCUCUACGUCACCAACAGCUCGGUGGCCGCCCUGCAAGACGGCGCUCUCGCUCCCCUGUCCGCCGUCCGCUCGCUGCAGAUCUCCGGCUGCGGGCUGCGAACCGUCGCCCCGGACGCCUUCCGCGGCCACGAGACCGUGCUUCGCAACCUCAACCUACAGGACAACGAGCUGGGCGCGGUGCCGUCGGCGGCGCUGUCGCGGCUGUCGGCGCUGACGCACCUGGACCUGUCGCGCAACCGCCUGGCGCACGUGCCGGCGGGCGCGCUGGAGCCGCUGUCGUCGCUGGCGACUCUGCGGCUGGCCGACAACGCCAACGUGACGCUGGCGGCGGGCGCGCUGCGCGGGCUCGGCGCGUCACUGCGCAACCUCAACCUGCGCGGCGCGCGCCUGCGACACCUGCCGGCCGACGCGCUCGCUCCGCUGCGCAGCCUCGCCUUCCUCGACCUCUCGCACAACGCCAUCCGCGAGCUGCCGCCAGGCGGUGUGCUGUCGACGCUGGACUCGCUGGCGGCGCUCAACCUGGAGCGGAACCUGAUCCAGCAGGUGGCGCCAGACGCCUUCGCCGGCGUCAACGACACGCUCACCUCGCUCAGCCUGCUCAACAACCUGCUCACCGACUUCCCCGCAGCCGCCAUCAGCACUCUGGGCGAACUCAGGGUGCUGGACCUGGGCUUCAACCUGGUGGCGGAGCUGCCGGCGGACGCGUUCAGCCGGACGCCGGCGCUGACGCUGCUGGCGCUGGACGGCAACCCGCUGCGGCAGGUGGCGGAGCGCGUGCUGGCGCCGCUGGCGGGCUCGCUGCGCGGGCUGUCUCUGGGCGGGCGCGCGCUGCGCUGCGACUGCCGCCUACGAUGGCUGGCGCGGUGGCUGCGCUCCUCGGCGCAGCUGCAGCUCACCUCGCGCGAGCGCGACCCACAGUUCUGCGGCAGCCCCCACCGGCUGCGCAACCGCAGCUUCGUCAACAUACGGCCCGAGGAGCUGACCUGCAGCGAGGACAACGAGUUGGAGGCGGAAGCGGUCGGCGAGGGGGAGGGGGAGGCGACGCCCGUGAAGUCCGGAGAACUGGACGCCGACGCUGGUGACGUCACCGAGUCGCCCCCGAGGCCACCCGCCCCCACCACGACGACGACGUCGACCACCACAACCAUCAAACCGAGCUCGACCACCAAACCCAAGACUGUCGCCUCCACGAAGGCCUCAACCAUCGCUGCCACAAUUCGGCCCACGAGCACUUCCACAGCCACAACAACAACCACGAGCACCACCACCACCACUACCACCGCACCGCGCCCUACAACUACUACGGCACGGGCGCGCGCUCGGCCACCGGCGCAGCAGCAGCAGCAGCAGCAGCAGCAGCACUCCGGCUCGGUGGUGGUGACGCGGUCGUCGACGCCGCCGCCGCCGUCGUGGCGCCGCCACCCGCCGCUUAUCCUGGCGACGACGCCGGCCGAGCCGGCAGUGGUGGUGCGCUCGGCGUCGCGCCAGGACGGCGCCGUCGUCAUCUCGUGGGACUCGCGCGCCGCCGAUAUCCCCGGCUUCCGAGUCGUCUACCGCCUGUUCGGCGACCGCGCCUUCAAGCAGGGCCCGCCGCUCGAGCUCAGCGAGCGCGAGUUCAAGAUCAAGAACGUGCCGCCGCAGGAGUGUAUCGUGGUGUGCGUGGUGUCGCUGUCUGACGUCACGGUGACUCCGGAGACGGUACCGGCGGCGCAGUGCCGGGAGGUGCGCACGGCGGCGGCGGGCGCGUUGCCGGGCAACAUGGACAAGAUCACGAUCGCGGCGAGCGCCGCCAUCUGCGCCACAGUGGUCGUGGCACUGGUCGUGUUCGUGGCGGCGUCGCGGCGGCGCUCGCGCCAGCUGCGCACGCUGCACGGCGGCAAGGCGGCCGGCCGGCCCGCGUCGCCGCAGUUGCCGCACCCGCCGCUCUCCUCGCUGGCGGCGCUCGCGUCGCCCGCCGCCGCGCCACCGGUCUUCGGCCACAAGGAGUGGGACCAGGGGUCCGUUUACAGCGGCCGUAGCAUCCCGCGCCCGCGCGCCUACCACCUCGACCGCCAAGGCUCGCUGACGGCGGGCUGCGCCACGGACGAGGUGCGGUCGCACGCGUCGCACUUCAGCACGGGCAAGGGCGGCAAGUCGCGGUCCGUGGCCGACGGCCAGUCGCAGCACAGCUUCUCCAACCACUCGGCCAGCCGCUACCCGCUCGCGCCCGCCGCCUACUCCUCGGGGCUCGUCAGCUCGCGGCCAGAGCUACGACAAUCGCGGCAGUCGCUGGCAGCCACGGCGAUGACGUCAGAUCGCGCCUCCGGUGCGCACAUGCACGGCCACAGCCACGCGCAUGCGCACCGCGGUCAGGCCAGCAGGCCGCGCACGCGCUCCCGCGACCGGUCCGGCGUCGUGACGUCAUCGCGACCCGGCAGCCGCUACGGCUCGACGCACACGCUCAGCAACUACUGCGCCGAUCCGUCGGACAACUGGACAGACCACGACAUGGACAUCUACAUGGCGCGCAACCCCACCACGCGCGGCGGCCUAGUGCCGCUUUAGGGCUGACCCCCAUUUCCUUAUUGUGAACUGCAACUCCGAUUGCUCGUGGCACCGAGAUUGGUACGGUCUCUCUGAUGCGCUAGCACCGACAGGACAGUGCAGUUGUCAACACUUAGUAAUUCGUUGGGCAUGAGGAAGAGCUCACACCAUCACAACUAAAUAAGAUACGCCCUUCCUUCUAACUGCUUCCUUCAGUCAGCGAAGGCACACAGUUCUCGGAAACUGAUGUCGGAAUCCCAAUUCUAAAAACCAGUGACAAGGACUGUUUCUCUAUUGCUGAUCAUGAAAGUCUGAAAAUUUAAAAACAUAUGCUAAAAAGCCAACUGAAGGUAAAUGAUGAAGUAAGACAGUGUUGUGUUUAAUCACUGUCACAGGUAUGAAAUUCUGAGAGUUACCUAGUGCAAGUUUUCCCCAACAAGUGAAUGAAAAGACAGUAACAUUCAAACUGCUUUGCAGCACUAGCUAACAUGGUAUCAGUUUUAUGAUGUGCAUUUGUACUGAAAAUGUUGUGCUACUUUUACAGAGCACUAAUAAUUGUGUUGUAACCAUGUAUUUUUCUGAAGAUUUUUGGUUUCAAGGACGAAUGGAAAAGUACUACUUUCGCAGUAUUUUCUUGUCACAAUCGCUUCAGUUUGGUGAGACACAGCAAGAGAAACUAUUAAAGUGAGUGAGUGUAUGUGAGUGAGAGAGAGAGAGAGAGAGAGAGAGAGAGAGAGAGAUAGUGUCAUUUACAUAAUACAUGGUAUUGUAAGAAACAUCUGAGUGCAUCUGGUAGCGGAAAAGUCAGAAAACCAUUUACAAGCGAAAUACAGCUCUUUAAACAAUGAAAAUUGUAUAAAAACGAGCUGUACUCUAUAUUUUAUUAAAGUAUAAUCCCUAAUAGUGUGAGACACGUCAGCAACAAGUGAAAAGUCUGUAGCUUAUUAAGUGAAGUCUGAGUUUUUACUGUUACCUCAGGAAAUGAGUUUUGUCCUUUGUAUUUAUAUUAUUGUACAGUGUUUCAGUAAGUAUACAGUUUUUACUUGAACUGGAUAGAGACUUGCUUCAUGUAGGGUAUGUUAGACAUACCCACAAUUAAGAGGCAUACAACUUGCUCAAGACUAUUUUCAAUAAUGAUGGUGCAUUUCAGUAGUGACUCAAUAAUAGGACAGUCUAGUUUAAUGUCCCUCGCUGAAAGACAGAGCACCAUCUGACAAUCUUCUGGAAAAUGCAGUCUUGCAUUUCCUCCAAUGGAGGCAUAAUUUAUAAUUAUAUUAACUUUUCAUGCCUGAAGUAUGAAUUACAUGCAUCAAACGGCAUUCUUAAUAACCUCUUUGGUAUCUAAAUUAUCUUUGUUAUUACAUUAGGAUUAAGGAAGAGAUACUGUUUAGCACAGACCACAAAGUAGCACAAAUUGUUUUCAUUACAUUGAAUUUAAUUGUAAAUCACUUGGUAAAAAUACAAUAAAACAGCUAGAUAUUUUUUA
Messenger RNA from Schistocerca piceifrons (Central American locust), 5101 nucleotides. RefSeq names its product TLR4 interactor with leucine rich repeats (gene haf). The transcript has 10 exons. The record is from RefSeq and is a predicted model, not a curated record. Gene Ontology annotation, molecular function: protein binding. The coding region runs from base 871 to 3636 and encodes 921 amino acids. NCBI's taxonomy places the organism in Eukaryota, Metazoa, Arthropoda, Insecta, Orthoptera, Acrididae.